AUGGCCAACCCAUUAUACAUCGGCUUCGACCUCUCAACCCAACAACUCAAAGGCCUGGUCGUGUCCUCGGACCUCAAAGUCGAAUACGAAGCCAAAUUCGACUUUGACGCCGACUCGCACGGCUUCGAAAUCAAAAAGGGUGUUUUGACCAAUGAAGCCGAACAUGAAGUUUUUGCCCCCGUCGCGCUGUGGUUGCAGGCGUUGGACUCGGUGUUGAAUACACUUGAAGAACAAGGAUUAGAUUUUGGGCGGGUAAAUGGGAUUAGUAUUGCGGGUCAGCAGCAUGGCAGUGUGUAUUGGAGUGCCGAUGCGGAGAGGCUGUUAAAAGGGUUGGAUAAAGGGAAGACGUUGGAGGAGCAGUUGGAAGACGCAUUUUCGCAUCCGUUUAGCCCUAAUUGGCAGGACGCGAGUACGCAGAGGGAGUGCGAUGAAUUUGAUGCAUAUUUGGGUGGACCGGAGGCGUUGGCGGAGGUGACGGGGAGUAAGGCGCAUCAUCGAUUCACAGGUCCUCAGAUCCUACGAUUUCAGCGGAAAUACCCAGAACAGUAUAAGAAAACAUCCAGAAUCUCGCUUGUAUCUUCAUUCCUAGCUUCGCUGUUCCUAGGCAGCAUCGCCCCCUUCGAUAUCUCAGACGUCUGCGGAAUGAAUCUAUGGAAUAUCAAAGCCGGAUCAUGGGAUGACGGUCUCCUCAAACUGUGUGCAGGCGAAUUCGGAGUCGACGCCUUGAAAAAAAAGCUCGGUGAUGUACCCGAAGACGGCGGCCUUCAUCUAGGCAAAAUCCACAAGUACUUCGUUGAGCGAUACUCAUUCAAUCCAGACUGCACGAUAAUACCCUCAACGGGCGAUAACCCGUCAACAAUUCUUGCCCUGCCGCUUAAGCCAUCCGAUGCGAUGGUCUCAUUAGGAACGUCGACUACGUUUUUAAUGUCUACGCCCAUGUACAAACCCGACCCCGCGACUCACUUUUUUAACCACCCUACAACACCGGGAUUACACAUGUUCAUGCUGUGCUACAAAAACGGUGGCCUGGCGCGAGAGCAUGUCCGCGACGCAAUCGAUAAGCAAGUAGGCGGAGCUGCAGACCAGAUCCCAUGGGCGAACUUCGACAAGGCUUUGUUGGAAGCCCCCGCCAUGGGUCAAAAAGCUGACUCUGACCCCAUGAAGAUGGGUCUUUUCUUCCCCAGGCCAGAAAUCGUACCGAAUUUGCGGUCUGGGCAGUGGAGGUUUAACUACAACCCGCAAGACCAGAGUCUUGAAGAGACAACAUCCGGCUGGGAUGUACCUCUAGAUGAAGCACGCGCUAUUGUAGAAAGCCAAUUCCUGUCUCUCCGGCUCCGCUCACGGGGCCUUACCACAGCCCCCGCCGAAGGUAUCCCCCCACAGCCCAAACGAGUCUACCUUGUGGGCGGCGGGUCGCGAAACAAAGCCAUCGCCAAAAUCGCCGGCGAAAUCCUAGGCGGCUACGACGGUGUGUACAAGCUCGAUGUCGGCGAGAAUGCGUGUGCGCUUGGUGCAGCGUACAAAGCUGUUUGGGGCAUUGAGCGACAACCGGGACAGACGUUUGAGGAUUUGAUCGGCAAGCGAUGGCGUGAGGAGGAGUUUGUUGAGAAGAUUGCGGAUGGGUAUCAGCCGGAGGUAUUUAAGAAGUAUGGAGAUGCGAUGGAGGGAUUUGAUAGAAUGGAGCAGCAGAUUCUGCAGCAGGAGGGACGGAAGUAG
Molecule: messenger RNA, 1716 nt
Organism: Talaromyces marneffei
Lineage: Eukaryota; Fungi; Ascomycota; Eurotiomycetes; Eurotiales; Trichocomaceae
Exons: 2
Coding region: 1-1716 (571 amino acids)
Biological process (GO): D-xylose metabolic process; xylulose metabolic process
Cellular component (GO): cytosol
Molecular function (GO): D-xylulokinase activity
Source: RefSeq, a predicted model, not a curated record